AACUUAUGGAAUGAAUAAUAUGAUAAGGCUCAUUUACAUCUGUUAGGCGAAACUCAAAUCGACUCAUUUACAUUCGAUAUGAUGCCGUCUAUUAUAAAUGUUGUCCUAAAGCAAAAAAAAAAAAGCAGAGAUAAAUUCAUUGUAGUUUGAAAGAGAUUAACUUUUAUUAUUAAAAUUCAAGCCCUCAAACCUCAUAAAUUAGCAAUAAGAAGCCAAGUUGAUGAUAGCAAAUCCAAAAGAGAUCGAGUUGAACGCGCAUGAAGCAAUUUGGGAUUAGAUUGAUCUUUCAUGUGUUGAUUGAGACCAAAGAAAGAAAGUGAUUUUUUGUGGCAGUCGAAUUCGAGCCCAUUCAUUCAAUCAUUUUCCUGAUAAUGAUUGAUGAUGGAAAGUUUGCCCUCAUCCUCUCUAGGACUUGUCCUCUUUACCGAUUUCCCUCCUAAAAAAACAAAGAGAGGAGAACAAAUUUCGUAAUUUUUGAUAAGCGAGAGCAUAAAAUAUAAAUAGAACAUAAUUACAAAUUUUUUCCUACAUAUUUUUUCCAUUUGUUUGAUACUUUCCGUAUUUAACGUGUAUAACACCUUUCGUGCACGUAUUUUAAGCAGUUAUAUUAAUACCUUUAUAAUUUUCUAUAUUUAUAUUCUAAUCAUUUCAAAGGUCCCCAUUUGUUUUUAAAAUGACGAAUAAAAUUUCGUUCGUUUUAAUACGUAUUGUAUUCCGUACUUUAUUUACUAAUUACGAUUGCAAAUCGUACAAGGAGAUAAACCGAUUCAAAGAUUCAUCAAAAUACAUCACUAUUAUUAAAAAAAAUUAUAUUUUUUCCUUUGCUAAUCAAAUACGCUAGACAAAGUCUGAUCCGGACAUGAGGACGGAUGAUAAUAAUGUCCCCUUAACUAACUGAAAGUACGUAUUUCUUAAAUGAAAAGGCAAAUAAUUUACCAAAAGAGAAAAAAAAAUGGAAUUAAUACCGGAUAAUUCAGGCCGGUUGGUAAAUGUUCCCGGGGUGGGUAGUGAUGGCAAUGAGUCGGGCGAGGCGGGUACCUCAAUAUCCAUGUCCCGCCUCAUGCUAGUACGGGUCGGGGCGGGUAAUACCCGUGCAGGAACGAGGCGGGGCGGGUCGACCCACUCUUAUAUGUUAUUUGAGAAAAAUACACGCACAAUUUUACUUUUUAUGAUAAAACGAAGGGGAAAAUAUUUGAUGAAUGAAUAAUAGUGAUAAUAUAAUAAGUGAUUGAGUCUAUUUAGUUGAAAGAUCAAAUCUAAAUAGUUGAAUAAAAGUCAAAAUAGGAGAUAUAUGAAUGGAUGGGGUAAAAAAUUGACAUAGAAGAACUGGGUAAGAAUGGGGCGGGGCAGGGCGGGUCGGAAGUUGAUACACAUGCCUGCCCCACGCUAAUACGGUUCGGGUAAUACCCGCCCCAUCGUGGGUCGGGUCGGGUAUUACCCGGCGGGGCGGGUUCAAAUUGCGGUGGGCCGGGUUUUUACUAAUAUUACAUCAGAUUGAUUAAUUAGUAACAAUGCAUAUGAUUAAACUACUGUUUAAUUAAUAGCACAUAAAAGUUUGUGAAGUAGUGAUACAACUUAAUUUAAUUGUGACACAACACGUACUACCAGUACUUAUCGUGCAAAAUUAAUUCGACAUGCAUGUUAUUAAUUGAAUAAAAUAUGACCCACGUAGCUAACAUGUGCCGAUUAUUAAUUAAUCGUGCAUGCCGUUGAUUAAAUAAAACAACUAACUAAUAAGUGCCCAAUUAAUUAUUCUGAAGUAGCACUGCGGAUUGUGUUUCUGCAUCUUUGUUCUAAAUUUCUAAUAUGUGGCCGGCCGGCCGCCGGCCGUUUACUUCAUAACUGCGAUACUCUGCGACUGCAAUCAUCACCGUCGUCAACCGGACUUCAAUAAUUAAACUAGUUUAAGCAGAAUUAAUCGUCUCCCACAUUACAAUAUUAUAUAAAUUAAUAUAUUCCUCAUCAAUAACGUAGAUUGUGUGCCACUCCGUCGAGUUUCUACGCAAAAUUUGAUAGGGUUUUCGUUUUCUUCAUUGACCGUUGGUACGUAGGAGCAUUAAAAGUUUAUGACGGUUGGGUAUGAGUCGAAUUAAAUAAGAAGUGUUACGUAAAAUACGCAUCUAUUACGUAAAAGGUUACUUUCAAAAAAAAAAAUACUACGUAAAAGGUUACGGAACGAUGGUUAUUUCUAACGCAUCAAUUAAUAAGAAGUAUUACGUGAGAAUUCUGCAACGACUUAGCAAUUUACGUAACACACGAGGGCCGUCAGUAUUCAUUACAUAAAGCCUCCGUAAAGACACUUUACAACCGUUUUUUGUAAAACACACAUCCAUUACACGCGUAAAGGUUACGAAACGAUGGUUAUUUCUUACACAAUAGUCGUAUCAGAAGAUUUACGCAAGACUUUCGUAAUGACUUAAAAAACUUUAUGUAAUACUAGGUUAAUAUUCAUCCCGUAAAACGCCCAUUACAUAAGACUUCCGCAUUAACUUUUUACAACGGUUAUGUAAACCAAGCGUACAUCACGUAAUUAAUGCGUGGAUCUGGGGUGGGCGGCGCGGCGGUGGCCGUGGCGGUGGCGGUGGUCCAUGACGGAACGGCCCCGCCUCCCUCCGUUCAUCUACGCCAUGAAUGAGCCAACGCCGUUUUUUCGAGUCUCGGGACAGUCCCACGUGGCGGUCAUGUCAGCGGGCCCAUCCCUUCUCUCCUCUCUCACUCUGGCUCUGGUUAUGGGCACCCAGUCCUCUCUUCCUCCGCCACUUCUCUCCUUCUCUCUCGCCGGCCAUAUAUAGAUUAGAAACCUCCUAAUCUUCCCUCCACAUUUUACCUCCCUUCGCUUCAUCUUCCCACAAAUCACAACCCAGUCAAACUCGGGAGAAGAAUUCAGCGGUAGCUAGAAACAGCCAUGGAAAGAGGCUCUUCCUUAGCUUCACCACCGCCUGAUUCCCAGUUUUCCCACUUUACCGACUCCACCGCGCUGUUAAACCCACCGGCGGCGGCGGACUCCUUGAAAUGGCAUCAUCAAUUACGGUACAAUUUCCAUCAGCAGCAGCAAGAAGAGGAGGGUUCAUUCGGCGGCGAUUACAUGGGCUGCGUUUUGAACGGGUUUCACGGCAGCGGCGAAGGUGGGUUAGGGGAGGUGGUGGUGGAGAUGAGUCGGAGCCCUUCUUCUUCUUCUUCCGUCAAAUUGAAACCCGACCCGGGUUUCUGCUGGCCCGAUUUGGUUCUGGUUCGGAAUCGUGUGAACAGUUCGCCAACGGGCACCGAGUCGUCCUCACCGCCGGCGAUGGAGAAGCCUGCUGCAGCGGAGGUAGUAGAUAGGUCUAAGAAACGGAAAUUGGAGAAGCCCCAACAAUAUCAUCUUAACCCCAAGGUGGUUGCGGUGGACGAGGGCAGAGAAUCGAAGACUGAGAAGAUGAAAUCCGGCCGUGGAGAUGGAGGUGAUAAAAAGAGCAGCAAGAACAAGAACAUCAAGAAGGAGAAUUCCGGUGGGGAUAGCAGCAAUUCCAAAGUUACUCACGAAGUUCAGAGAACGGAUUACAUUCAUGUUCGCGCCCGCCGCGGCCAGGCCACUGAUAGCCACAGCUUAGCCGAAAGAGUAAGGAGGGAAAAGAUCAGCGAGAGGAUGAAAUAUCUACAGGAUUUGGUGCCUGGAUGCGACAAAAUCACAGGCAAGGCUGGGAUGCUUGAUGAGAUUAUCAACUAUGUGCAAUCCCUUCAGCACCAAGUUGAGUUCUUAUCCAUGAAACUAGCUGCUGUGAAUCCCGGCAUGGAUUUCAACAUCGACAGUACGUUCCCCAAAGAGGUGGUAACUGAUAGUGGGACCAAUUUACCGGCAGUGGGGUUGUCAUCGUCGAGCUCGGAUAUGGCAGCGGCUUACCUUCAUUUGAACUCAUUGCAACAACAGUUAUUGGGUUGCUCUAGUUUGGAGAUGGGUAUGAUGAUGAACUCUUCUUCUGCAGCAGCUGAUUUGGGGCUCAGAAGAACAAUCAGUACACCGAUCACAACCCCCGAAACAGAAACCUUCAUCGACGACUCCUCUUGUUUCCCACAGCAAGCAUCAAUUUGGGAUGCUGAUAUUCCAAGCAUUUACCAAGUGGCAUUUGAUCUAGCAAGAGCUACAUGAUUCCCACCUCAGCAAUUUGCAGGUACAAAGAAGCAAAAGAUGGAAACUUUGAAAAGAAUUUCAACUAGUAGUAGUGAUGGUGGUUAGGGAGAACCCCACAAUCUUGCAAAUCAUAUAAUUGCCUUUCUUUCCUUCUGAUUGAAGUGGGAAUGAAGUUGGUUAAGAUGUGUCUUUCAAUUCUUCUUUCAGAUGACAACAACCACUGAUUUUUCUUCUUCCCUUUACAAAGGGAAAGGAGAAAGGGAUCUCCAUUUUUUCACCCAUCAUAAUGGUGUCAUUUCCUUGAAAAGAGAAACCAACAAGAAGUGGGGGUUUGACCUAUUAGCUAGCUUCAUCAUCUCAAUGAUUGAUUAACGUUAAAACUUCCAUGAUGAUUCUGAUUGUUAGUCAAAUUAAUAAGCUUUUUUUAUAAAAUCAACAUUAUGCUGAUAAUGAUGAUGAUGAUAAGAACUAACCAAGUUAAGUGCUCCCUAACCUCCACACCAAAAUUCCCCUGCCUCCCAUUUCUCAUUACAUCAUGCUUAAAACUUGCAGGUUCAGUUGGAGCAUCCAAUCUGAAGAUGGAGAUGGAAAUGUGUAGAAGUUGGGAAGAGAGCUUCGUUAUGUUCAUGCCUCUGCAGAUUACAAUCUCUGAUGAUUUUUUUGCAGUUUUGCUUGCUUUUAGUACAUACCCAUCUGUAUAUUUUUUGUAUGUAUAUCCAUUAUUACUAUCAAUAAAAAGAUCAGCCUCGAUUUGAAGUCAUUUUUAAGUGCUUUCUCUUUAAUCAAAUACAAGUUAGACAGAUAGUAAUCAAUGAUGGAAUCUAUCAUCAAUGAGAUAUCACAGAAUGUAUGGUUGAUUGAUACCGGAUGAAGUAACGGCUUCGUUCGUUGACAGCUCCUGGCAGGCUUCAAUGGACAGAAGAAGAAAAAAUGCAGAAGAGAGAGUGAGCCAGAAAAGACAACGUAGCAUUCCAUUCCACCACCAGAGUUGCAACUCUAGCUAACAGUGGCGUUGCCUCUCUCAGAUUUCUAUUGUUAAGCUUGUUGACUGCUACUGAUUUGAUGGUGUUGUGUGGUGGCUGAAGAUCAUGAAGAAGCUCGCGCAUGAUGAUGGUCGCAGUCAGUCAACAAUGGGGCUGGAGGAGGCAACUUGUGCUGUUCAUUCUUGUGUAGCUGCUUUCAUUGUGGCAUUGGAUAGCCUUUACCUGAUGGAUAAUCUAUAUAGAGUAGAGUGACCACAGAACGGCCCUGGACCAUUUGCAUUCACUCUCACACCGCCCUCUCCUUGUCAACCCCGAUUUUCCAUAUCUUUCUUCUUCUUCUUCUUCUUCUUACUUUUGUUAGUCGAGAAGAUUGAGGAAUCAGAUCGUCUGUGGGAACAAAAGUAAUAACCAGGAACAGGAAUACUACUUUACUACAAGAGUAAUCCAGCUACGGUCCUAAUGUCCAUAGAAUAAAAUGGCUAAGAAAUUCCUUCCCACUUGCAGUCAAACUUGUUCCUGCAGAAUCUGCAGCAGCUACUGCUACUAGCUUGGCAGUCGCAGUCUCGCAGAUAUGCUGAUAAUGUGUCCAUGUCCUCUAUUUUGCCCUUUACUUUUCAGGAUUCAUAGUUCUAACUGUCCUAGAGUUGAGUGUCGGUUGGCACCAAUCCAUACAACUUUGGUGUAUGGGGUCAGAAUCCACCCAAUCUACCUGCUCCAUUGCUCAUCCCAAUCCACUUAGGGCAUGAUAAUACGAUGUUUACGGGUCGGUUUUAACAUGGUAUGGGAACUUUUAUGAGCCGUGUUGAGUUGAGAUUUCACAGACUUGUCACGACGAGCAUGAUGUGGUUAGAUUAUGGAGUUGCGUUGAGUUGGAUAACUAAAGGGGGACAACUGGU
This is a messenger RNA of Linum trigynum, 5987 nucleotides long. The record is from the annotation of a GenBank genome assembly. NCBI's taxonomy places the organism in Eukaryota, Viridiplantae, Streptophyta, Magnoliopsida, Malpighiales, Linaceae.